AUGAGAUUUUCAGUAUGUCACGUACCAAACAGAUUGAACAGCCUAGUCUCUGUGUGUUUGCAUUCACUAAGAAGCUACAGUUUUAAAACCUUAUCUCAUUAUGAAGUGUUAGGGGUGAGCUCAAAAGCCACCAGGAAAGAAAUUAAGGCAGCUUUUAUAGAAAAAUCAAAAAAGCUUCACCCAGAUAGAAAUGUUAACGACCCUAAAACACAUGAUAAAUUUAUUCAGUUAAACGAAGCCUACACGACUCUCAGUGAUCCUGGUUUGAAGAGUCUGUAUGAUGCCAGAAAGGGAUUUAUGGGCCGAUCGUCUUACACCAAUCAUCGCUCUCCUCCCUACAACAGUCGACCAAAUCCCGUUAGUCAAGAAUACUACAUGUACGAGUAUAACAGAAAUAGAACAUCAUAUGAAGAUCAACAGAAAGAAGAGGAAGGUAUUAGAAAAACUGGAGUCAGGAUAUUUGUGGCUUUGAUUGGUGUUUAUGUUAUGUUUUUUAUUUUUGAAAGAAUAUUUAAAAAAGCGAAUACUAUAGAUGUUGACUAUACGAACUGGAUACAAAAUCACCAUGAAGCCAAAGCAUUUCGAGAUAAGAUGUACGUCCAGAGAAUUCUAACAGAUUACUUAGAUACAUUAGACCACAACACUCAACAGACUUUACGAUCUUUCCCUCGUACAACACGAUAUCAAAUAUUACUAGAAAUGUACGAAGAGAAAAUGGAUAAGGAAGCUGAAGAGAGAGCAAAGGUCAGGGCUGAUAAAGAAGAAAAAGCGAAAAACUCAGAGAAAGAUUCUGGUACGGAGGAAAUAACAGAUGAUAGAACAAUGACACUUAAUUUAGUAGAUUUAUCUUGUAGUUCAAAUCCCCAGCCUCCAGUCGACACGAGUUGAUAGGGUGUAAAUAAAUAUAGAUAAAUAGAU
Messenger RNA from Lottia gigantea (owl limpet), 918 nucleotides. RefSeq lists its product as hypothetical. Lineage: Eukaryota; Metazoa; Mollusca; Gastropoda; Lottiidae. Bases 1 to 888 code for a protein of 295 amino acids. The transcript is spliced from 6 exons. The record is from RefSeq and is a predicted model, not a curated record.